This is a messenger RNA of Equus quagga, 7303 nucleotides long. It is a transcript of the gene TXLNB, whose product is annotated as taxilin beta. Lineage: Eukaryota; Metazoa; Chordata; Mammalia; Perissodactyla; Equidae. Gene Ontology annotation, molecular function: syntaxin binding. The transcript is spliced from 10 exons. The record is from RefSeq and is a predicted model, not a curated record. Bases 162 to 2216 code for a protein of 684 amino acids.
GUGUGUGUGUGUGUGUGUGUGUGUGUGGUCUCUCUCCCUUGUAAGAACACAACUGCGGGCCUGUCUCCUGCUGUUGCUGCUGCUCUCACUAGCUUUCUGCCGCCUCUGGCCUCUCCUUUCUCUUUCUGCUUAGCUCCUUGCCUUCUGAUUCCUCUCCCAGUAUGGAGACUCAUCACUCUAUGCAGCUCUCGGGGGAACCCCAGUCGACACCUCCGGGCGACAAUUCAUCAUUACCCAGUCAAAAUGGCCUGGAGAAGCAAGAUAAUCAGGAUUCCUCCACCUCACUCCAAGCACCAGAGGAGGAGGCAGAUGUGCAGCGCCAACAAGGAGCUCAUGAUAUCUCUGAAGAGUUGAAUCAACAACUAGAAGACAUCAUCAACACCUACGGGUCUGCUGCUGGCCCAGCAGGGAAAGAGGGUCCCACCAAGGUCAAGGGGCAGCCUGAGAACCCAGAACCACCUGACAACGAGGAUGCGGAUGUUGAGGAGGCCACUGAAGAGACAGAGAGAGAACCCCUGGCUUCUGGAGAGCCACCCACAGCCAAAGAGCCUGUCAGUAAUAAAGAGCAAAAAUUGGAAAAGAAAAUCCUAAAAGGAUUAGGCAAAGAAGCCAACCUACUAAUGCAAAAUCUGAACAAGUUGCAAACCCCUGAAGAAAAGCUUGAUUUUUUAUUCAAGAAGUAUGCUGAACUGCUGGAUGAACAUCGCACUGAGCAAAAGAAGCUAAAACUCUUACAAAAGAAACAGGCACAAAUCCAGAAAGAAAAGGACCAGUUACAAGGCGAACACAGCAGAGCUGUCCUCGCCCGAAGCAAGCUGGAGAGUCUGUGCCGGGAGCUGCAGAGACACAACAAGACUCUGAAGGAGGAAACCCUUCAGCGGGCACGUGAGGAGGAGGAGAAAAGGAAGGAGAUCACAAAUCAUUUCCAGAGCACCCUGACGGAUAUCCAGGCCCAGAUUGAGCAGCAGAGUGAGCGAAAUAUGAAGCUGUGUCAGGAGAACACAGAGCUUGCAGAGAAACUGAAAAGCAUCAUUGAUCAGUACGAGCUCAGAGAGGAGCAUCUGGACAAAAUAUUUAAACACAGAGAACUACAGCAGAAGCUGGUGGACGCGAAGCUGGAGCAGGCGCAAGAAAUGAUGCAGGAAGCAGAGGAGCGACACAAACAAGAAAAGGAAUAUCUGCUGAACCAGGCGGCAGAGUGGAAGCUUCAGGCCAAAGUGCUGAAGGAACAGGAGACGGUCCUGCAGGCUCAGCUCACUCUCUACUCCGGAAGGUUUGAGGAGUUCCAGAGCACGCUGACAAAGAGCAACGAGGUGUUUGCCGCUUUCAAACAGGAAAUGGAUAAAACGACUAAGAAAAUGAAGAAGCUGGAAAAGGACACAGCCACGUGGAAAGCCCGGUUCGAGAACUGUAACAAAGCUCUGCUGGACAUGAUUGAAGAGAAAGCACUGAGAGCUAAAGAAUAUGAGUGUUUCGUGAUGAAAAUCGGGAGGCUAGAGAAUCUCUGUCGGGCUUUACAAGAAGAGAGAAAUGAACUCUACAAAAAAAUUCGAGAAGCAAAAACACCUGAGAAGGAUGACCAAGGCCAGCACAGCUCCGACGAAGAGCCUGAGUCUGCUGUUUCUAUGGGGGAAGAGGCUGAUGCCGAGGAAGCCAACAGAGUUCACGAUGCUGUGAAAAGUCUAGCCGCAGCCUUCAGGAUAAUUCAUCAUCCAGAGACGACCCUCAACCAGCCCCAAGAACUUCAGCCAGAAUUUGGCUGUCCUCAAGGGGAUGGCAACAUGGCCCUCGAGGAGCCGGGACAGCCUCCUCUGAGCCCUUUAUGCCAUUCAGAGAGUCCCCUGGCUCCGGUGAGUCCUCAGGCUGAGGCCAAAGGAGGCAGUGAGGCAGAAUCUCCCUCGAGGGCCAGUAAUCGCCCUGCAGAGUCAGGAUCAGAGGCCCAAGGCGAGGAUGUCCCAGCUGGAGCACAGGCUGAUCAGCAGCUACAGGCAGGAACUUCCAGUCAGGCACCCCAGUCCCCAGUCGAGGCUUCCCUAAAAGUCAUGGAGGCACAGGGUCCUGCUCCAACCCCCCGGGCAGGUGAGCAAAUUCCAGCGGGGGUGUGCGAUCAUGAGGCCAGCAGGCUGCCCCCAGCAGCAGCAGGAGCAGCAGAGGGACUGUCAGCUGGGCCCCAGCUACCCGCAGGGGCAGACAGCCACCUGGAAGGAAUGGACUAAGCCUCAUCGCGCCCUCAGGGGCUGUUCUUCCUGACUUCACAUCCUUCGUAACAGGUUGUCUUCUGAAAGAGGCAUUAAGGGCUAGGGAUGUCUAAUCGAAGAGACUUAAUUAGAAUCAAGACAUUUUUAAAUGUUAUGCAGAGCACAUUCAGCCUUUGCUAUUUGUUCUCAGUAUAUAAUUGAUUUGGAGCUUUUCUAUUUAAUACUGGUUGAUAGCAUAAUUUUCCCAAAUGGCAACAAAGCAUAUGAGUAGCAAAUUUAUAUUAAUUUGCCAGUAAGAUGGUACUUAAUUCAAUUUCUUAAUCAACAGUAAGAUUUGGUGUUUUAAGACUUCCACUACAAUAUAUGACUAGUGAAAAUGUGGUGUUCUAUUCAUUUUCAUAUAUAAUUUAAUAAGUACCAUAAUAAGUAAUGGAUUUCAAGGUUCCACUUAAACAUUAUAUACAUAAUAUAUACUUAUAUGUGUAUGUGUAUAUAUAUAUAUGUGUGAAUAUAUGUGUGUAAAUAUAUACAUAUAUACCCAUGUGUAUAUUUUAUACACAAACAUAUAUUCAUUAUGCAUACAUUUCUCUCAUCCCUUUUUGGAUUUCUCUCAUGCAAAAUAUUUAGAUGCUAAUCAAAAAAAUGAUCUCUUACUUGCCCCUGGUACUACAGUAGGCUAAUGCUCAGUGAAUCAGCAUAGGUUCAGAACACAAGUAUUUAGGCCAUGUAAUGUUAGGCAAAAAUAAGUAACCCAAUGGUAGGUCAAUAACUUCAACCAAUUGAUCAAAUGACGGAACAGCGGUUGGGUUAGACUGCAGUCUGUGCUGAGCACAUAGACACGAAGAUGGCCACAGAAGCCCUAAACAGAAAGGGGACAAUCUCAGCUGUAGACAGCUCACCUCUUCCAGCUGCUUCUCCUACACAACUCAGCCCGUUGCCUUGCAACCGAGCCCCUUGUGGCUUCCUGCAAGGGAAGGGUGGGAAGUGGAAAAGGGAACUGGGGCAUGCAAGGACUGAGAGGCCUCAGACUGGAAAGAGGCUAUGCUCUUGCCCCCUGCCUCGUGUGCUACAGAGGUCUUGAGACAGCACUUUCCUUGGCCCAGAGACUCUUCAGUUCCCUCCUUGUCUGUCAUCCACCACUUUCUCCAGAGGGUCCCUACCACCUCUUGCUGUCACUGCCUCAGUCUAUAUUCUCAAAGCAUCUGCUCCUUUUCCCCAGCCCCCUCCUUUGCAGCAGGAAAUUACACCCAGCCCUCAUCUCAAUUACUGCUAAGUAAAAGCUAUUAUUUUUCCAAAACAGAAAUUUACACAUGGUCUCAAUAUGAAUGAUGAGACUUAUACACCAACACAUUUUCUGCUUUGAGGAAUUCUCUACAGCCAGAAGUACAAAGCAAAGGACAAAUGGGUCCCUACUCAAAAUGACUUGAAAAACAGGUGAGAAUUCAGGAGAAGGCAAAAGCUAGGAACACCUGGGGCUGUCUGCAGGAGUGUUGCAUUAUCAGGUCUUGACAAGAACCUCUAGGAGUCCUGACAGCAUCAAUUACUCUAAGGGGAGAUUGCAACCAAGAAACAGGAAGGAAGGGAGGGAGGGAAAGGGAGAGAAGAAGGGAAGGAGGAGGGAAGAAAGAAAAACAGAUCUAAUCCAGGCCCACCUUGAAAGUGGAACUCAAGUAGAAAAAUGGGUAAAAGCAAGAUUCUCUGCUGCUCAUCCGGGAAAGCAUUCUCCAGUAUCGCCUGUGGCUGUCUGCCGAGGUGCACGAAGAGCUUGUGGGCAGCAACUCAAAACUGCACACCAGUUGUCUGAAGUAGACAGUGACGUAGUAACAAAAUGCUAGGCAGGAAAAAGGCUUAUCGCUAUUUGAGAACCUGCGUGUUUUUAAAGGCUUAAAAUAUUAUAAUCACAGGGUAUCCAGCCAAAUUCAACAUUACUGGAAAUCUUCGAGAUUUAAACAUUCAUUUAAUUCAGAGCCAAAUAUUCACCAUAACAAUCCAGGAAGUUCUGCUUUCCACUGUUUACAGAGGCGACACUUCCGAGAAUGGAGUAAGAUUAGAUAAUCACAGGGAAGCCUCAGUCUGAGUGUUUAGCAAGAGAAACAGGCAGGAGAGGAGUCGGAAUCCAGUAAAUCAAAUAUUCUAAUACCCAACGUUCAUUUUUUUCCAUCCAAAAAGCUUUGUAGCAACACAUUACUCACUACUGUGUAUGUCUUAGGCAGAGUUUCAGAUACAAUAACUUGCCUGAAAUUUGCAAAGCUUAAUAUAGGCUUUAGAAGAAUUAUUUUAAUAUUCAAAGAAUGUUUUAUUAUAGUUCUUUGUGUUAGAAUUGGGCCUUACUAAUUAUAACAAUAACUCCUAAGACCUGAAAGAAUAAAGCAUUUCUGUUCUUUAUCAAGUUCAUGUAACUAUUUCUAGUGAUGCCAAGGCUGCUUUCCAGAAACGCUAGAGUGGGUGGGAUUUUCAAAAUUAAAUAACUAUAAUUUAUGUAUCUAUUAAAAGUUACUUCUCUUCUCCAAUGCUCUAGCAGUGGUUUCAGGUUUUAAACUUUCAUUUAUAUUUCUUUUUACUUUUGUUAACUUCUUUGUUUCAACCAUACCGAUCAAAGACUAUGAUUUUAUUGUUGGUUGAAUUUUUGGUCUCUGAGUAGAAUAUACAUGGAGUGAACACUUUGAAAAUCUUGGUGUGUUUGUGUGGUAGGGGAAAGAGAAAGAAGGAGUAAGGGAGAGAGAGAGAAGGUGACUGCCCAGAGCUAAUGAGAGAGCAAAACCAGACUCUUCCGCGGAGCCAGAGCCGUCAGACAGUUCACGGGGCUCAUGUUUCUCUUCAGGACCAGGCUCCCAUGAGACUGUUUCCACAGGUUUCUCUGCCACGUGUCCUCUCAGAAAAACUCUGAGGAGUAAGGAGGGGGUGUAGAAGGUGGCAGCUCGUUUUUCUUCCUCUACCCAGUUCUUCUAACUGCUCCGAGAAUCUUCUCUAACGAGACCCAAGGAGGCCCCGUUGUUCUCCCUGUGCUCGCUGCUCCUCCUGAGCCAUCGUGAUCCAGAAGUGCUUCUGGAUCACAGCAUCUCCUAGUGUGCUUGGAGAAGAGGACUGCCCAGCUAGAAUGCAAAAAAAGUUAAACACUGCCCUGAAGGCUUUAGGAAUACUGUUUUGCUCCUUUUGCACGGUAUAGAUACACAUGUUAAAUAGCGCUUCUUUUUGAGAUAAUAAAAGCAUUAUGUGUUCAUUGAAAACUGAGCCUGCUUUGCAGUAACACUAAGAGCUCAUUAGGAGAGGAUCAUUUCAGGAAUAUCUGCUCAGGCCCUUCUCCUCUAACCAGGAGUUAAAUCCAAUAUUUAGGAAAAAUAAAAGUAAUUUAAAAUGUAAAGAAUUCAUUUAAAAGAAGAUAUGAAACAAAGAUGAUGACUCUGGUCUUUAAAAUUUGUUCCCAUCAUAAACUGGCAAGUAGGAUUCAGGAGGCAAGUGACUAUAGGGUUACAUUUUCACGAAGUUUAAAUUCUUUCCAUUCUCAUAGUUUAGAACCUGCAAAUUAAAGUUAUCGUUACGUCAACCAUGAGAGCAUUCCAUUAGAAUAGAAGCAUCCAUAAAUGAUAGUCAUGAAGAUUUUUCUCAACCCUGUUGUGUCCUCAAUACCCAAAGUGAAGUCUCCUUGGCGAUAGCCCCUGACCCAAGUUCUGCAAAUGCUGGUGCUGCGUGUGUGCGAAUGUGCACACACGUAAACACACACAUAAAACUGUGACAGAUUUACUUCUGUUCCUGUAGGGGAGUCUUUACACCUGUAUUUUCAAAGGAUACUUACUAUUGUCUUUCCUGACAAGACAAAACAUAAAAAGGAGUAAUUUCCUGUAUAAAUAGGGAUAUUUCAUAGAAACAUGUAACUAGCAAAGUAAACCUACAAAUUCAUGCAUCAUAGCACAAAAAUUAUUCACAGUAGCUCUUUCGUCCUAUCAGGAGAUGAGAAAAGAAACCAAUCACGGCAGCAGCACCAUCGAGCUUGGCUGAGUCCAAGUUCUUGUUGUUGCUGGAUUUCAGAGUCUCAGCUUUCUGUGAACCAUCAUCAACUUUGAAUUUUUUCAAAUGAUAUAUUGUAACAUCCAAUUACCUCAUGUCAUAAUUAAAACGUACCUCGUUGUAAAACUCAUUAUUUCAGAACUGACAGUCAUUGAUGACAUUUUGUCGGAUAACACAAAACCACCAUAGAAGCCAAGCAAGAAGACAUUAUGUUGAGAGAAAUGAAGAGAGAAAAAAAAGACUUUCAAUCUCAUAGCUAUUGUAUAAAAGGAAAAAUGAAAAGGUAAAACUUUAAGAUAUUAAGAGCAAUGACAGGAAGAGGCACACAAGCAGGUGGAGGCCUUUGUGAAAGCAGGACGGCAGCAGAAGGCAAGAGCCAUAAUGACGCUGGUGCUCUUCCACACCACAGCAUCAGCCUAGGGAAUUUUUACAUGUUUCUUGCUGUUAUUGCUUUAUUGACUUUAUUCUUGUUUGCUUUUCUUUUAAAAUAUUAAAUGCAUUCUUUUUAGCAUAAAAAUAAUAAAAUUACACUAUCGAGCAUUUAGAUAAUAGAGAAAAGAGAAAAAUUACCCAUAACUCCAUCAUGCUGACUUAACCACUUCAGCAUUCACUAUAUCAUAGAAUAUUUUUAACUAUCUGUCUUUUUCAUUUAACUUUAUGUUAGUUUGUCUCUGGGGGGAGGGACAGUAGUUCUGGUGAGAGUAAUAGCUAUUAAUAGCUGCCAGAUCUGAGCACUGAUACUUGUGUAUUCAAGUAUACACCCUACCAUGCAAACAUGGAAGCCUGUUCUAUUAUUUAUAGAAUAAACAUGACUCUGCAAAUACAAGCACACAGCAUCCUUAUACGCUGUGAAAGGUUAUGCCAAGCGUGGCACUGAAAUGUUCCACCCCACAUGCGGGUUUCCAAGUAAACCUACUGAACACAGCUUGGGGGAGAUGUCUGAACUUAACACAGUGCAAAAAAAAAAUCAAAACCAACUCCGGAGAAAUAUAAAUGCAGUAACUAACAAAAUAAGAGGAAAAGUCUAUGAAGUGACAGGAAAUAUGAUGAUACCAUAAAUCAUAGCAUUGGUUGAAUAAAGGUCUAUGUUCUAAAACAAA